AUGUCGCUCUUGCGAGAGUAUCUACCGGCAUCCACCAGGUUCACCCCUCUACAGAACUCUUCCAGUGCCCAGCACAGUGUAGUAAGGCUGGAGAAGCAUAGGACACAGUUCUGUGUCGGGGACACGCUGAAUGUACUGGUGGAGAUGAGGGACCAUGCGGGCCGCCCGAAGGCGUACGGAGGGGACUUCAUCUUGGCCCGGAUCCAUUCACCCCAGCUCCAGGCGUCUGUGUCGGGCAACGUCGUUGACUUCCGCAAUGGCUCCUACCGUGUGGCGUUCCCCUUGUCUUGGCCUGGAGAGGUGCAGGUCUCCGUGCUUCUUAUGCACUCCUCUGAGGCGGUGCGGGUCCUCUGGAGAAUCAGGAAGCAUAACUAUGGUAAGAUCGGAUACACAGGAACCUUUGUCAGAGGGGGAAAAAUCGAGAAAUCUCAGUGUGGCCUCCGGCUGAAUAAAAGAAAAGCUCUGUGUGAGUAUAGAAAGAAGGAGGAUGGGGAAUACUAUGCCUGCUUCCGACCCCCAACCCUGCCUUGCAGUGCACUGAGCACCAUGCACUCCUACAACACUCCAGGACCUUCUCUCAAAGAGGAGGAGGCUCGGCUUCUGGCCAGGUGGACUUCCUCCUACUGUCAGACAGGCCCUUUCCUUGAGGAGGACGCCAUUAACAGCUGUCUGAUGGGAAAGACAGUCUACCUGAUGGGUGAUUCCACUGUGCGUCAGUGGAUAGAGAAUUUGGAAAGGAAACUGAAAGGUCUGGUGUACAUAACAGUUGAUCGUCUGUCCUCUAUGGUGGCAGCGGACACCCUUAGGAACAUCACUGUCCUGUGGAAUAAGCAUACCUAUCCAUGGAUAGGUAGUCACGAAAUCAGCAUAAAGAAAUGUGUGUACGUUUCCCGCCGUCUGGACAGCAUCGAGGUCGACGGACGGCAGCAGGAUCCAGUGGUGGUCAUCGGAAUUGGUCAACACUUCCGGGCCUCCCCCCUGGAAAUCUUCAUCCAGAGGCUCCUCAAUAUACGCCAGGCAAUCCUGAGACUGCAGGCUCGCAGCCCCCGGGCCCAGGUCUUCAUCAAGCUCGAGAACACCAGGGAGCUGAGCUCGGAUAUGUCGCGUAUGAGCGACUGGUACGGCCACAUCGAGAACCUGGCUCAGAGGAAGGUGUUCGAGGACCUGAAGGUGGCGCUGGUGGACGCCUGGGACAUCUCGGUAGCCGCCAACACCUUUGCCAUCCAUCCUAAUGACGUUGUCGUUUCCAGUGAGGUGGCCGUGGCUCUGUCACACCUCUGUCAUUAUCGGUGA
Megalops cyprinoides (Indo-Pacific tarpon) is the source of this 1293-nucleotide messenger RNA. Its product is annotated as NXPE family member 4-like. The transcript is spliced from 3 exons. The record is from RefSeq and is a predicted model, not a curated record. The coding region runs from base 1 to 1293 and encodes 430 amino acids. Lineage: Eukaryota; Metazoa; Chordata; Actinopteri; Elopiformes; Megalopidae.